AUGGAAGGACAAAAGUCAAUCGUACAGCCUCCAACUUAUGGAAACCUAAUCACGGUUCUCAGCAUUGAUGGAGGAAGAAUAAGAGGGAUUAUCCCGAGAACAAUCCUCAGCUUUCUGGAGUCUGUGCUUCAGAAGAUGGAUGGAGAGGAUGCAAGAAUGACAGACUACUUUGACGUGAUUGCAGGGACAAGCACAGGUGGGCUUGUGACUGCCAUGCUUACUGCACCAAAUGAAAAUAACCGUCCCUUGUUUGCAGCCAAGGAUAUCAAAGACUUCUACCUCGAAAGCUGCCCUAAAAUCUUCCCUCAACUCUGGUCCUCAUUCCCUCAUGUUGCAAAGAUAAUUAAAGCCCUGUCGGGACCAAAAUAUGAUGGGAAGUACCUCCACAACAUCGUUAAGGAAAAAUUAGGAAACAUAAAACUACACCAGACAUUGACUAAUAUUGCAAUACCGACAUUUGACAUCAAGAAACUCGAGCCAACCAUCUUUUCCACCUACGAGGUGCAAAACAAACCAAGCUUGGAUGCCUCACUCUCAGAUAUAUGCAUUGCAACCUCAGCAGCGCCAACUUACCUUCCAGUACAUUACUUCGAAACCAAAGCUGCCGACGGAAGAGUUAGAGAAUUUAACUUAAUUGAUGGUGGUGUUGCUGCAAAUAAUCCGACUCUGAUAGCAAUUGGUGAAGUAACAAAGCAGAUCAUGCGGGGAAAUCCCGACUUUCUCGCUAUUAAGAAAAUGGACUAUGGUCGUUUAUUGGUUAUUUCCCUCGGAACUGGCUCACCAAAAGCUGAGGAAAAAUAUGAUGCAGAUGUAGCAGCUAAAUGGGGUGUAUUGGGGUGGUUAACCAGUGGUGGUUCCACCCCAUUAGUUGAUGUGUUUACCCACGCAAGUGCUGAUGUGGUCGAUUACCAUCUUUCUGUGGUUUUUCAAGCCUCGCACUCGGAGAAGAAUUACCUUCGUAUUCAAGAUAACUCACUAAACGGGAUAGUAUCUUCAGUCGAUAUAGCCACCAAGACUAAUUUAGAAGAUCUUGUGAAGGUUGGAGAAGGGUUGCUUAAGAAACCUGUUUCAAGGGUAAAUUUGGAGACUGCAACUGUUAUGCCAUCUGAUCAAGAGACUAACGAAGAGGCUCUAAAAAGGUUUGCGAAAUUACUCUCUGAAGAGAAGCAUCUUCGCAAUGCUAGAUCACCUCUUACCAAAAAGAUUUCCUUAAUUCAUUGGCUCCAAAUGGCCUCCCGCCACAUAAAAUCGACAAUAAAAAUAGUUGUACUUCGAAGAGCAAUCGAGGAGUACACAUCAGGAACAAUGUUGAAAGUAGUUCUGAUGGAUGAUGUUGGAACACAAAUUCAAGAUUUCUUAUUUAACAAGCUCGUCACCAAAUUCAGUGAUUCACUAUUGCUUCAUAAGACAUACAGAAUUUCUAAUGAGGAUCUUGCUGAGAAUGAAGGAAACUUUAUCAUGGAACUAAUACAAGAAAAACCUAUUAUCACAGUUACACAUGUGGCAAUCAACACCUACAAAGGUCUGUCUCUUCAAAUGCAAAAAGGAUCUACAUUGCAAAUCAAUAUGGAUAUUGAAAGUGUCAAAGCAUUAAGACAUUGGUCCAAAGAUAACAUAAAUAACAAAGAUAUAAGAAAUUUGAUUUCUAGUACAAAAGAUCAAAAAUUCAAUGGUGCUGAAAAAGUCAAACUUCAAGACAUAAUAAGAAAAUCUACAAUGUCCUUUAAGAAAACAAAUUACUGUUUCGAAGCAAUAAUUGAAAAUGUCGUUAAUGACCGCGAACCGUGGUUCGACGCGUGCAUUCCUUGUGAUGAUUUGAGCUACGGUGUGUGCAGGGAUGGGGAUAACUACCUGAAGCAGUACGUUCUGACCAACGUUCCCUCCUGCUCGGACCUCCUCACUUCAGACAACCUCCUCGCUCUCUCAGCCUUCAGCAAGACAAUGAGUCAACUCCAGAUCCUUUCCUUCGACAGGAAGAAAACUGCCCCCAGGCUUGUUAUCACCCCUGCAUCAAAUUCUUCACCAGCUUCAGCAUCUUCCUCUGCUACCCUUUCUGAUACCACUCUUUUCAUCGAUCCGACCAUGACGGCUACUGACCCGGUCGCCAACACAGCGACCGCCAGUCCGAACGUGACCCCCUCUAUCAGCAAUCCUCCUGGCUCUACUACUGCUUCCGCACGGGAAAAGGCAAGAGGAAAAAGGCACCAGCCUGAUAGUGCCCUUAGCGUCGAUGAUGUUCCUUCGUCACAGAGGGUCAGGCCCUCUGGGCCGAAUGUGAUAUCUCUAGCAAGGCCUCCUCAAACUAGGCCCCCUACCCCUUCUGGACAUGCCUCCGCUUCAGGAACGGCACCAUGGAACCCUCACUUCAUUCGAACAGACGGAUAG
Molecule: messenger RNA, 2385 nt
Organism: Cornus florida
Lineage: Eukaryota; Viridiplantae; Streptophyta; Magnoliopsida; Cornales; Cornaceae
Product: patatin-like protein 2
Exons: 16
Coding region: 1-2385 (794 amino acids)
Biological process (GO): lipid metabolic process
Molecular function (GO): monoacylglycerol lipase activity; glycerophospholipase activity
Source: RefSeq, a predicted model, not a curated record